Oryzias melastigma (Indian medaka) is the source of this 692-nucleotide messenger RNA. Its product is annotated as bifunctional protein GlmU. The coding region runs from base 144 to 467 and encodes 107 amino acids. The transcript is spliced from 3 exons. Lineage: Eukaryota; Metazoa; Chordata; Actinopteri; Beloniformes; Adrianichthyidae. The record is from RefSeq and is a predicted model, not a curated record.
ACUUUUCUGGUGUAGGGGGAGAGGAUGCAGCUGGCGCAGGAUCUAAUCUUCAGGUUUAUGCAGUCCGCUUACGCCCCGGCCAGGAGAUUCUUGGAUCUCUCCAGGCUUUUGUUGAGGAGCGCCGACUUCAAGCACCAUUCAUCAUGACCUGCGUGGGCAGUGUCACCAAGGCGACACUGCGACUGGCAAAUGCCAGCGCCACAAACACAAAUGAGGUGAUUCAUCUCUCUGGACGUUAUGAAAUCGUCUCCCUGGUUGGAACUCUUAACAGAGACGCUCACCUCCAUAUUAGCCUGUCUGAUGCUGAGGGCAGGACCAUUGGUGGCCACGUCCUGGGAGACCUGGAGGUGUUCACCACGGCUGAAGUGGUCAUUGGUGAGGCGGCAGACUUGCUUUUCAUUAGGGAGAUGGACGACCAGACAGGUUUCCCGGAGCUGGUUGUAGGACCACGUUCAACAACAAAAUAAUCUACCCAAUUCAUAGUCAAAAUUAGCCCAUUAAAGUGAUCAGCAACCAACAAAUCAGGGUUGAUUAAAAUUGUCACCUACUUAAGCGAUUUGAGAAGAUACCUUUUGCUGUUAGAGUUGUACAGAGUAAAAAGCUUUCGUCUUGAUGAGUUUGCUACUGUAAUGUGAGUUUCUAAGCACCGUUUGUGAACUUUGACUCCCAAUAAAAUUCUUCUAAUUAGAAAA